UUUUAUUUCAAAAUAGAUUUUUUUCCCUAUGUUUUAUUGUAAUACUUCCUAUUGGCCGACAGGGGGAUGUGUUGAGCACAAGGGACUAUUAUUUAAUGGGACUAUCAGAAGAUUCUCCCCCAAAAAGCACACCAGGAGCCUUCCUUUUCAUGUUUAACUCUCUGCUUGGUCUUAAAGGGCAAAUUCCUUCAUAUAAAUCCAGUUUUAGAACAUUUUUAAAGAAUAAAUGUCGACAAAAAUCAGUUUGGAAAGACUGUAAAAGCGAGACUCAGCUCCUCCUUUGGCACCACACUACCCUCUUGUGGUUGAAAGUGCGCACUGCAACAGUAGUUUUGCAAACUGGUUGAAUGGUUGUCAGAAGUGCAGCCGCAGGAGCAGUUAGUCUGACCUAGUCCCGGACAUUUUUUCUGAAUCGUUUCCUUGAAAUAUGUCGUAACACCUGGCGAGCGCGGCAGCAGCGGAAGCAUCUUAAGGCAAACUCGGUCACAUGAUGCGCGGACGGACAGCUUCAUCCCCGAACACCUCAUCAGUAUGCAAACAGCUCAGGCUGCAAGAGAGAGAGAGAGUCUGUGACCACAGUUCCACCUCCUCUGACUCUGGGGAUCUGAAGAUGCCUCACAAGAGCAAAAAAGAGAAGGAGAAAUCUGGAGGUAAAAAUGUGCCUGCAGAUGACCAGGGCUCCAGUAAGAAAGUGCCUCCUCCAGCUCAGCUGAUGAGGGUGAAGCAGCCGGGGUCACACUCGGCUCUGAAGAGGGAGAAGAGGUUAAGCACUUCGACUUUCCCGCUCAGUGAUAACAGAGAGCUUCAGAAGCUGCCACCUCUCAGAGGUAACCGCCUUCCAGAUAAUUCGACAUUCUGAUCAGUUUAGAUGUAAAAUUGGAUCUUUGGUUUUCAUA
Molecule: messenger RNA, 896 nt
Organism: Oryzias melastigma (Indian medaka)
Lineage: Eukaryota; Metazoa; Chordata; Actinopteri; Beloniformes; Adrianichthyidae
Product: serine/threonine-protein phosphatase 2A 56 kDa regulatory subunit delta isoform-like
Exons: 3
Coding region: 488-859 (123 amino acids)
Source: RefSeq, a predicted model, not a curated record